CACAGGAACUCAGAGUUGUAUUUUUAACAGACUAUUAUAAUGGUAAGCUCUAACUGUUCCACUGAGGACUCCUUUAAAUAUACUUUAUAUGGAUGUGUAUUUAGCAUGGUGUUUGUUCUUGGCCUCAUAGCAAACUGUGUUGCCAUCUACAUUUUUACAUUUACAUUAAAAGUGCGAAAUGAGACUACAACUUACAUGCUUAAUUUAGCAAUAUCUGAUCUGCUUUUUGUGUUUACAUUACCCUUCAGGAUUUAUUACUUCGCAGUAAGAAACUGGCCCUUUGGAGACAUUCUCUGCAAGAUUUCUGUCACGCUGUUUUAUACAAACAUGUACGGAAGCAUUUUAUUUUUGACGUGCAUAAGCGUCGACCGCUUUCUGGCCAUAGUUCACCCCUUUCAGUCUAAGACACUUCGAACCAAAAGAAAUGCAAAAAUUGUCUGUGCUGCAGUGUGGAUAACCGUGCUAGCAGGAAGCACGCCGGCGAGCUUUUUUCAGUCUACAAAUCGCCGUAAUAACACCGAACAAAGAACGUGUUUCGAAAACUUUUCAGAGGCCACGUGGAAAACCUACCUAUCCAGGAUUGUUAUCUUCAUUGAGAUUGUUGGGUUUUUCAUCCCGCUGAUCUUGAACGUGACCUGCUCCACCAUGGUCUUGCGGACUUUGAAUAAGCCACUUACAUUAAGUCGGAAUAAAUUAAGCAAGAAAAAGGUACUUAAAAUGAUUGUUGUCCAUUUGCUGAUAUUCUGCUUCUGUUUUGUGCCCUAUAACAUUACCUUAAUACUCUACUCCCUUAUGAGAACACAGACCUUGAUUAACUGCUCAGUAGCAACUGCAGUCAGGACCAUGUAUCCUAUCACUCUGUGCAUUGCUGUUUCCAACUGCUGCUUUGACCCUAUCGUGUACUACUUUACAUCAGACACGAUACAAAACUCGAUCAAAAAGAGCAGGUCCACUAGGACAGGAGAUACCAGAUUCUCUGAAAUGCACGUUUCGGAAAACUUCAUUCAGCACAGCCUUCAGACCAUAAAAAUGAAAAUAUUUGACAGUGACUCAACGAUAUAAACUGGACAAAAUAAAAGAACUUGUGGGGACUAAACUGGAAUUUAAAGCCAGCA
Messenger RNA from Tinamus guttatus (white-throated tinamou), 1115 nucleotides. It is a transcript of the gene LPAR6, whose product is annotated as lysophosphatidic acid receptor 6. The record is from RefSeq and is a predicted model, not a curated record. Gene Ontology annotation, molecular function: lysophosphatidic acid receptor activity. Gene Ontology annotation, biological process: positive regulation of Rho protein signal transduction; phospholipase C-activating G protein-coupled receptor signaling pathway. Gene Ontology annotation, cellular component: plasma membrane. Lineage: Eukaryota; Metazoa; Chordata; Aves; Tinamiformes; Tinamidae.